AUGAAUAAUUACCAAAAAAUUUUACUUUUCAAUAAAGAUCAAAUAUUAUCAGUUCAUUUAUGGUCGACAGAAAGUAUUAAUGAAAUUAUUUCAUCCUUUAUUUUCGAUUCAUCAUUUAAUUGUCUUGAAUCACUUGUUUUUUAUACAAUCGAAUCAGAUGUAGUAAUGUCAGUUCUUCCAAAAUUAACUUAUUUACCUCGUCUUUUAUCAUUAACAAUCGAUACAUGGUAUAAUCUAAAAGAUCUUGCUGAUAUCUAUCAAUUAAUUUUCAACUUACCAAAAUUAAAAUAUAUCCAAUUUACAGCAAUGGAAUCCAAUGAUUACGAUAUAACUAUCUCAUUAACAAUUGCUACUAGUGAACAAAUCAGUUCUAUCGAACAUCUUAUUAUGGAUCAUCCUUGUACUUUCGACGAACUUUUUGGUAUAACAUCCUAUACACCUCAUCUUCGUUAUUUAAAAUUUUUGAGUUUUACCAAUCGAAAUGUAAACAUUAGAAGUAUUAAACCAAUAAUAUUACCAAAUUUAACACAUCUUUCUAUUCAUAUAUAUAGAAAAAUAUCAUUUGACGAAUUUGAAAUAUUUAUUAAUAAAUUAAAUUCGAAAAUAAAAGUUUUAUCAUUGACGACACUAGUUGAAGAUAUUGCUUAUCUUGAUGCUAAUCGGUGGGAAGAAUUUAUUUUAACAAAAUUACCUCAAUUGGAAAAGUUUUAUUUUAAGUACAGUGCAUAUUUUGCAGAAGAUUAUCAAACUUCGAUAUAUUUUGGACAACGCGAUCAAUUUAUUUCAUCAUUUUGGCUUCAACGACGAUGGAUAUUAGAAAUUGAAAUUGAAUUUGAAAAUAUAAUUUAUUCAAUCCGUCCAUAUCAAAAAAGAUGGUAUGAAUAUGAUACACAAAAUAAGAUGAUUAAUUCUUCUGAUCAAUUAUCUAAAUCUAUUCGUCUUAGUCUAGAUGAAAUAUGUCCUGAACGAUGGACGAAGACAAUAUUCAUAAAUGAUUCUAUUAAUCAUGCUUUAACUGUAACACAAAUUUAUCAAUUAGAAAUUCACGCAAAAAUUUUUCGCGAUAAAUUAAUGGAAAUUUUACAUUUAUUACCUGAAGUUAAUACAUUAAAGAUUUUUUCUUUACCAAUUUUACAACAAGGAGAUUUAUCAGAAGAAGAAAUCGAAUUUCUUUACAUGAAUGAACUUUAUAUGUUAUCUUUAAUUUGUUCUCGUAUUAAUCAUCUUCAAAUAAAAUGUGUUAAUUAUAUGCAUGCUGAAUUAUUAACAGGACUUAUUUUAACACAAAUUAAGAGUGUAUCCAAUUCUUUACUUCGAUUAUUAUGUUUUUGUGUUCCAGAAGCACAUGAUGAUAUGAUUGAAAAAUUAGAAAACAUGAUUGACGUAGAAAAUUUACGUUUUGAUUUUAUUAUUAAACAUGUUAUGGAUAAAAUUUAUUUACAAUGGAAAUGA
Molecule: messenger RNA, 1452 nt
Organism: Rotaria sp. Silwood1
Lineage: Eukaryota; Metazoa; Rotifera; Eurotatoria; Philodinida; Philodinidae
Source: the annotation of a GenBank genome assembly